Messenger RNA from Armigeres subalbatus, 435 nucleotides. RefSeq names its product histone H2B-like. NCBI's taxonomy places the organism in Eukaryota, Metazoa, Arthropoda, Insecta, Diptera, Culicidae. The transcript is spliced from 2 exons. Gene Ontology annotation, cellular component: nucleosome. The coding region runs from base 1 to 435 and encodes 144 amino acids. Gene Ontology annotation, molecular function: structural constituent of chromatin; DNA binding; protein heterodimerization activity. The record is from RefSeq and is a predicted model, not a curated record.
AUGGCACCGAAAGCCGGCAGCGGAAAGUCAGUGAAAAAUGCGGCAGAGACAAUGGCUACUAAGGUAAUGGCUACAGUGGCUGCGAAGGGCGGCGACAGCAAGGCUCAGAAAAACAUCGUCAAGGACGACAAGCAACCAAAGCAGAGGCCACGGAGGAAAGAAAACUUUGCCAUCUACAUUUACAAGGUGUUGAAGCAGGUUCACCUGGAAACUGGCGUCCCGUCGAAGGAGAUAAGCAUCGUAAACAGUUUCAGAAACGACAUCUUCGAGCGUAUCACGGUUGAGGCCUCCCGUCUGGCACACUACAACAAACGCUCAACGAUCACCAGCCACGAGAUUCAGACCGCCGUCCGCCUUCUGCUGCCGGGAAAGCUGGCCAAGCACGCUGUUUCGGAGGGAACCAAAGCCAUCACCAAAUACACUAGCUCCAAGUGA